UCCAUGCACAAAGACAAUCCCAAAGACCCAAACCCCUAAAUUCCAAGCCAAAAUAAAUAAAUAAAUAAAUAAAACCUUCCCUUUCUGUCACCCCCACCACCAAUUCUAUCUAAGAAUUUUACAUCCAAAACACACGCAAAACGUAUCUCUACAGCCAUCUCAAAAUCAAUCACGCACUGAAACAACAACGUUAUAAAAACCAAAACCAAAACCAAAACAAAAAAUAUUACCCAUAAAAAGGUCCUUAGAAAUUAACUUCCUUCCCUUGUAAAGACACAAACUUCUAAAGUUUCAAUCUUUCCAUCUGGGGUUUGCCUAAACUUGCAAAUAAUAAUCUUUCAUGGGUGUUUAUGAGGCUGGUGUGAAUGGCACCGAUGGAACCGCAACAGCGACAACUUGUAGCUGCUGGAAUACGAGCAUGAGGUGUUGGUGCAGAUGGAGAUGGGAAAACCAUCAACAACAGCAGCAGCAGCAUAAUGUUUUGCGCCAAAGAUUGGUUUCUCUAGUGUUUUCCUCUGGUUUUACGUUCUUUUUGGGGUAUUUGGUUUUGUAUGGAUCUAUUGGUAUGUUUUAUGCUUGGCUUAUGUUUAGUAAGCCUUAUUUACGUAGCACAAAUGCUGGUGUUGGGUUAAAGUCACUUGGUUGUCAAGAAGACAAUGAGGGUUCUUGGUCUAUUGGUGUCUUUUAUGGUGAUUCUCCUUUCUCUCUCAAACCAAUUGAAGCUAUGAAUGAAUGGAGAGAUGAGGGUGCGGCAUGGCCUAUUGCCAACCCCGUUGUCACUUGUGCUUCGCUUUCUGAUGCUGGUUUCCCCAGUAAUUUUGUUGCUGACCCGUUUCUUUAUGUUCAGGGGGAUACACUUUUCCUCUUCUAUGAAACAAAAAAUUCAAUAACCAGUCAAGGAGAUAUUGGAGUUGCGAAAAGUAUUGACAAGGGAGCGACAUGGCAACAGUUGGGCAUUGCCUUGGAUGAGGACUGGCAUCUAUCCUAUCCCUAUGUAUUCAACUACCUUGGCCAAAUAUAUAUGAUGCCCGAGAGCAGCCAGAAAGGGGAACUUCGUCUUUAUAGAGCUCUUAACUUUCCAUUGCAGUGGACACUGGAUAAGGUUCUUAUAAAAAAUCCCCUUGUCGAUUCUUUUAUCAUUAAUCGUGCUGGAGAAUAUUGGCUUUUUGGUUCAGAUCACAGUGGUGUUGGAACCAGGAAGAAUGGACAACUGGAAAUCUGGUAUAGUAGCUCACCACUUGGUCCCUGGAAACCACACAAGAAGAAUCCCAUUUAUAAUGUUGACAAGAGUGUGGGAGCUAGGAAUGGAGGCAGGCCAUUUGUGUAUGAUGGAAACCUUUAUCGUGUUGGUCAAGACUGUGGUGAAACAUAUGGAAGACGAGUCCGUAUCUUCAAGGUAGAAGUUCUUACCAAGGACGAUUACAAAGAAGUUGAAGUUCCCCUGGGAUUUGAAGAGUCCAAUAAGGGACCCAAUGCUUGGAAUGGUGCACGCUACCAUCAUCUUGAUGUGCAGCAACUAAGCUCUGGUAAAUGGAUAGCUGUCAUGGAUGGAGAUCGUGUACCUUCAGGAGAUCCAGUCCAUCGCUUUAUUCUUGGCUCUGCUUCAUUUGCUGCUGUCACUGUUGUUGUUGUUGUACUGGGUGUGCUACUUGGAGCAGUGAAGUGCAUUAUUCCCCUCAACUGGUGUGCUCACUUCUCAGGGAAGAGAAAUAAUGCUCUCUUGGGUCGGGAAAGGUUGAAUUUGUUUUCUUCAAAGGUGAGACGUUUUUGCAGCCGAUUGAACAGAGUUCCUCUGUCUGUUCGAGGAAAAAUAAAGCCUAAUACUUGGGCUGGAAAAUUGGUUUUGGCUGUAAUAUUUGCAGUUGGAAUUGCAUUGAUGUGCGCAGGUGUUAAAUAUUUCUAUGGAGGCAAUGGUGCUGAAGAAGCUUAUCCAUUAAAUGGUUCCUACUCUCAGUUCACUUUAUUGACGAUGACAUAUGAUGCACGGCUCUGGAAUUUGAAAAUGUAUGUGAGGCAUUAUUCAAGGUGUUCUUCUGUUAAAGAGAUUAUUGUGGUUUGGAACAAGGGCAUACCUCCCAGAUCGAGUGAUCUAGACUCCACUGUGCCUGUAAGGAUCAGAGUAGAAGACCAAAACUCACUGAACAAUCGGUUCAAGAAAGAUCCUAUGAUUAAGACCCGUGCUGUUCUCGAGCUUGAUGAUGAUAUCAUGAUGUCUUGUGACGAUAUAGAACGGGGAUUCAAUGUGUGGCGUCAACACCCAGAUCGGAUUGUUGGCUUCUAUCCCCGACUCGUUCGUGGUAGUCCAUUGAAGUAUAGGGAUGAGAAAUAUGCCCGGCGUCAUGAAAGUUAUAAUAUGAUUCUUACUGGGGCAGCUUUCAUUGACCGUACACUAGCUUUUGAGAGGUACUGGAGUAGUGAAGCUAAGGCAGGAAGGGAACUGGUAGAUAGAUACUUCAACUGCGAGGACGUGCUUUUGAAUUACUUGUAUGCAAAUGCAAGCUCGUCCCAGACUGUUGAGUAUGUGAGGCCAACAUGGGUAAUAGACACAUCGAAAUUUACUGGGGUAGCAAUUAGCAAGAAUACAAAUGUGCAUUACGAGAUAAGAAGUAAUUGCCUCCUUAAAUUUUCAGACAUCUAUGGAAGUAUAGCUGGCCGAAAGUGGGAAUUUAAUGGGCGCAAGGAUGGUUGGGAUUUAUAGUGAUGCCUAAUCUUGACAGCAGCACACUUGAGGUUAUAAAUUCUCUUACUCUUAAGGUAAAUUCUUGUGGUUCUCGUCUCUCUAGGUUUUACCCUUCUUGUGAAGAUUUUUGUGUUGGGUAAGUUUUAGCAUCAAUAUCUUUGUUUGGGAAGAUGUAAAUUUAUCAUGUUUUUACAUUUUAUCAGAGUUGUUUAGGUAUUUGUACAUUAGUGACAUCCAGUUUUUACUUUCCUAAGUCUUUUUAUGAAAAUUAUAAGAUAUAUAUAGUCUUUGGCAAA
This is a messenger RNA of Populus trichocarpa (black cottonwood), 2976 nucleotides long. Its product is annotated as glucosamine inositolphosphorylceramide transferase 1. Gene Ontology annotation, cellular component: membrane. Gene Ontology annotation, molecular function: glycosyltransferase activity. The record is from RefSeq and is a predicted model, not a curated record. The coding region runs from base 341 to 2698 and encodes 785 amino acids. The transcript has 4 exons. NCBI's taxonomy places the organism in Eukaryota, Viridiplantae, Streptophyta, Magnoliopsida, Malpighiales, Salicaceae.